Plutella xylostella (diamondback moth) is the source of this 4867-nucleotide messenger RNA. The record is from RefSeq and is a predicted model, not a curated record. NCBI's taxonomy places the organism in Eukaryota, Metazoa, Arthropoda, Insecta, Lepidoptera, Plutellidae.
GAGUGUCUACGAAUAUCACACGACUUUACCCGAACCGCCGCCAUAUUGUAAAUUUAUUGGAUUGUGAUUUCGUGUUGAGCUAGACUGUGAAUCAAUUUUCAGUGAAAUAUUCCUUGUGUUGUGAAUUUGGUGAAGUUAAAUUGCUGAUUAGGUUGUUGGCGUAGGGUGCACUGGUGCAUCCGCCAAACCAUGAGCUACCAGAUACCGCCGCCGUCGCAGAACCGCAACAUGUCGCACAGCAACUAUGCCGGGUCCGAUGUCCCGAUGGCUCCGAGCAAGGAGCAGCAGACGCUCAUGUGGCAACAGAACUCCUACCUUGUUGACUCUGGCAUUAACUCUGGGGCUGCCACUCAGGUGCCAUCACUCUCAGGCAAGGAAGAUGACGAGAUGGAAGGCGAUCAGCUCAUGUUCGAUCUGGACCAGGGCUUUGCUCAGGGGUUCACCCAGGAGCAAGUUGAAGACAUGAACCAGCAGCUCUCGCAGACCCGCUCGCAGCGCGUCCGUGCGGCCAUGUUCCCCGAGACGCUAGAAGAAGGCAUCGAGAUCCCGUCCACGCAGCUGGACCCCGCGCAGCCCACCGCCGUGCAGCGCCUCGCCGAGCCCUCGCAGAUGCUGAAGCAUGCCGUGGUCAACUUGAUUAACUAUCAGGAUGACGCUGAUUUGGCUACCAGGGCCAUCCCCGAGUUGAUCAAGCUGUUGAACGACGAGGACCAGGUGGUGGUCUCGCAGGCCGCCAUGAUGGUGCACCAGCUGUCCAAGAAGGAAGCUUCCCGCCACGCCAUCAUGAACUCGCCCCAAAUGGUCGCCGCUUUAGUCCGCGCCAUCUCUAACAGCAACGACUUGGAGACAACCAAAGGAGCUGUUGGGACUCUGCAUAACUUGUCCCACCACCGUCAGGGUCUGCUCGCCAUCUUCAAAAGCGGUGGCAUCCCCGCUUUGGUGAAACUGCUGAGCUCCCCAGUCGAAGCUGUGCUGUUCUACGCGGUGACAACCCUGCACAAUCUGCUGCUGCAUCAAGACGGAUCCAAGAUGGCUGUCCGCCUGGCCGGAGGGCUGCAGAAAAUGGUGGCCCUUCUCCAACGCAACAAUGUGAAGUUCCUGGCCAUCGUCACGGACUGCCUGCAGAUCCUGGCCUACGGGAACCAGGAGUCGAAGCUGAUCAUCCUGGCGUCGCAGGGACCGAUCGAGCUCGUCCGCAUCAUGCGCUCCUACGACUACGAGAAGUUGCUGUGGACCACAUCGAGGGUCUUGAAAGUCCUGUCGGUGUGCUCCAGCAACAAGCCAGCCAUCGUCGAAGCAGGUGGUAUGCAAGCAUUGGCCAUGCACCUCGGCAACCCGAGUGGCCGGCUCGUACAGAACUGCCUCUGGACUCUGAGGAAUCUGUCUGACGCUGCCACUAAGGUAGUGGAAGGUCUUGAGGCCCUGCUGUCGAGCCUGGUGCAGGUGCUGGCUUCUACUGACGUGAACAUCGUGACCUGCGCCGCCGGAAUACUGUCCAACUUGACGUGCAACAAUCAGCGUAAUAAGGUGACGGUGUGCCAAGCGGGCGGCGUGGACGCUCUAGUCCGCACAGUGGUGUCGGCCGGCGACCGCGAGGAGAUCACGGAGCCGGCCGUGUGCGCGCUGCGCCACCUCACGUCGCGCCACGUCGAGAGCGAGAUGGCGCAGAACGCCGUGCGUCUGCACUACGGGCUGCCUGUAAUAGUGAAGCUGCUGCAGCCGCCGUCCCGCUGGCCGCUGGUCAAGGCGGUGGUCGGGCUGGUCCGCAACCUGGCGCUGUGCCCGGCCAACCAUGCGCCACUGCGCGAGCAUGGCGCGGUUCAUCAUUUGGUCAGGCUGCUGAUGCGCGCGUUUAAUGAUACUCAGAGGCAACGCUCCUCAGUCUCCGGCGGGGGCACGGCCGCGCCGGGCGCCUACGCCGACGGCGUCCGCAUGGAGGAGAUCGUGGAGGGCGCGGUGGGCGCGCUGCACAUCCUCGCGCGCGAGAGCCUCAACCGCCAGCUCAUCCGCCAGCAGAGCGUCGUGCCCAUCUUCGUGCAGCUGCUGUUCAACGAGAUCGAGAAUAUACAGCGCGUGGCGGCCGGCGUGCUCUGCGAGCUGGCGGCCGACAAGGAGGGCGCGGAGAUGAUCGAGGCGGAGGGCGCCACCGCGCCGCUCACCGAGCUGCUGCACUCGCGCAAUGAAGGGGUCGCCACAUACGCGGCCGCAGUUCUCUUCCGCAUGUCCGAAGACAAGCCUCACGACUACAAGAAGCGUCUCUCUAUGGAGUUGACCAACUCUCUGUUCCGCGACGACCACCAGAUGUGGCCCAACGACCUGGCCAUGCAACCCGACUUACAGGAUAUGUUGGCGCCUGAGCAAGGGUACGAAGGGCUAUAUGGCACUCGACCGUCGUUUCAUCAACAAGGGUACGAUCAAAUACCGAUAGACUCGAUGCAGGGCUUAGAGAUCGGCAGCGGAUUCGGCAUGGACAUGGACAUCGGGGAGACGGAGGGCGCCGGCGCCGCGUCGGCCGACCUGGCCUUCCCGGAGCCUCCGCACGACAACAACAACGUCGCUGCCUGGUACGACACCGACCUGUAGGUUGGCAACACUGAUGCGGUGGCGUGUUCCGAACGCACGCUGUUUAAAAUUGGAACUGUCUACAAUGUUGUUUAUGCUGUGUCAAAUUUAGCAUGCGUCCUCUGACAGCUGUCAAAUCCGUUAAUUUGAUUGUCAUUUGUUAGUUUUCAAGGAAAAACAAACUUUAUUCACAUGGCAUAAAGAGCUGUCAAUCAAAAGUCGUAACUAGGGCUCAUGCUAUAUUUUGAUAAAUAUAAUUAAAUAAGUUCUAAUGCAAUGAGUUUAGAUUAGAUGGUAGUUGGAAGCAAAUUUAAAUUGUUGGCAGUUGUAAUUUUAAGGUGUGCUGAAGAAUCGGCCAGAUUGUUGGCUUCAGUUUGUAACCGUAUAGUACAACACCACGUUUAUUGCAGUCACAGUCGUGAGGCAUUGAAAUAUAAUGCACGAAGUAUUUGUGUUACUGAUACAUGCAGGUGAAAUAUAUGCAAUUAAUUACUGAUGCAUUAGUCAUAUCAAGAAUAUGGAAAUAACGGGGGCAAAACAUCUUCGCACGAUUGUGACUUGCAGUAAUUUAAAGAAACCAGAUUUUAUGUUUCUCUGUACAGUGAAAUAAAACAUUUGCUGAAACCAUAUCACUGUUGCAAACCAAGCUGGCGGUCGUACAUUGUAGCUUUAGUUUCAGAAUGUGUAUCCUACGACUAAAAUGUAAUUUAAAGGAAUGUUUGUUUGAAUAAAAAGAAAAUUAAUGCUUCUACACUUUGCUAAGCUAGACUUAGUAAAGAUGGGAAGUUUCAAAUUCCGCAAAUGGAUCGUAAGGAUUUAUAACGUACUUAUACAGUUUCAUGAAAUACAUAUUUACAGAACUGGUAAUAAAUACUGUGAUACAUAACGUGACAAAACUGGCUAACGUAAAUAAUAACAUGACAGAAGUUUGUGGAGUGAUUAGAACCUGUAUAGGUUCGUUUUUUACAAAUUCCCGUUGCCAUUAUAACCGCCUGACUAUUUUUCAAAAUCGUAUAGUUUUAUCAACGACUAGAAUUUCUAUUGGUGCUAUGUUUGAGAACAUAACAAAAAUAUUUACGAAAAUAUAUUCAAAAUGGAAAAGUGUAAGCCCUGUAUUGAUUAUAUCGGUCUUUUUAUACGAGCUCGUAUAAGAACGUAUAAUCGGAAAAUAGGGUAAACUUACUUUUAAGUAUGAUUUUAUAGGCUUUAAACAUAUGACAGUAUUCCGUAUAAUACUGCAUGAAUUGAUUGAAAUUUUAUGAGCAUUUAUAUCAGAUGUUUUUUAAAUAUCUUAUCGAGUGUCUGACUUUAGUUGUGAUUCUACUAAUAGUUUCCCUUUUGUUACAAUUUUUAAACUGGAACGUAAUUAUUAUUAUUAUUACUUUGAUAAGACUGUCGUUCGAUUGAGAUGGUUAUGACUGUUUGGUUUUAACGUACUACUUAUUAUCUAAUUAAUUUACAUAAUAAUUUUAUUUAAUCUUCGUUAAUUUACAUUAAUUAUGUUUUUGAUUUGAAAUAAAUGAUCGUGGCCAAACUUUAACUGGGUGAAUCGGAUAUUGAACGUAAUUUUGAUGAUUUAUUAUUUUAGGAUUAAGUUUAAAUAGUGUUGUUUGGGAGAUAUAUCCGAAUGUCUCCACCUUAGAUGUUAGGUAGGUAAUAUUGACCUUAAUUUUAUGUUUCUACGUAUUGGACUUACCGCCAUCUUACUCAGUGACUUCUAACAGACAAACUGCCGAUUUUACAACUGAUGGCGGCCUGCGGCCUAUUUCAUUUGAGUAAAGCUAUCUAAGUUUGAAUCUAAGUCUUGCCCAAUUGGAAAUCAGCCAAUCACAGCGUUCUGUGCAAUACUUGGGUUGUGCUUAACUUGACCUUCUCAGUUGUGAAACAGGCAGUAUGGCUCGGUUUCAGAAAGGGUAAUCAAGAUCUUAUUUUAUAAAACUAAACUAAACCUCAAUGGUGGAAACCGGCUCUAAUUACGUCUGGAUUUAUCCAUUACCUGUAGCGUACAAUAGAUUUCAUAUUUUAAUCCCAAUGUAUGGAAAAUGCACUCGAAAUUGUUCUACACGAAUUCUUAGCCGAAAAUGUAUCAAUUUUAGAGUAAUGUAAUCUUUGCUGUAAGUUUAGAGAUAAUUAAUUAUUAUUGUCCUCUAAAGGUCCUCAAAAAUUUUCUAUUUGGUAUUUGUAAUCAUGUUUAUCAAUGUUUUCACUAUGAGAUUAUUCCGUAAUGAAGACAAUGCUAAAAGUAUGACAUUUUGUGUCCAUUUAUGUAUGGAUAUGAGUAAUCAAAUAAAAUUUCAAAAAUAUA